This is a messenger RNA of Didymodactylos carnosus, 1665 nucleotides long. The record is from the annotation of a GenBank genome assembly. Lineage: Eukaryota; Metazoa; Rotifera; Eurotatoria; Philodinida; Philodinidae.
AUGUCGGUGACCAAUGACUGGGAUGUUGACGGAUUAAUUAUGAAUUGUGAUGGUACAAAUAUUAUCGAAUUUGUCGUACAAUUAGAACCAGUCACUAAAGAAGAAGAAGGAGAAGAUGGAUGGUGUGUAAUUGAAGAGGGUGGUUGUGAUAAUUUUGAAUUAAUUUCGAUACAAAAUGAUUCAAUCAUUGUUACGAUUCGAUCAAAAGAACACGAGAAUUCGUCAUUGUUACAAAAAGCGACAAAUUGGUUACAUGGUAGUGUAAGCUCAAAUCAUCAAACACCGUGUUUAUCAAGAAGUGAAUUCAAAAAUCUAUUAGAUAAAGAUGGACGAUUAAUAAAUGAAAAUAAAUUUAGACAAUACAUAUUUGAUGGUGGAUGUGACUCGAUUAUUCGUAAACAAGUUUGGUGCUAUUUACUUCGUUUGCACAAUGAUAUGAUGACAAAUAACGAUAAAGAAUUAUAUUUUGAGAGAGCAAAAGAACAAUAUGAGAUGUUAAAACAAUCUUGGCGAUUACGACAAAUUCAAGAAGAUCCAUCAAUUUUGGCAUUAGUUAGUCUCAUUCAAAAAGAUGUUCGACGAACGGAUCGUACAGUUAAAUUUUUCUCUGAUAUGGUCGCUCCAAUUUUGUAUGUGACACGUGAUGAACAUCUGGCCUAUGCUGGUUUUUGUUCAUUAAUGAGGUAUAUGAGUUCAGUCUUUAAUCCUGAUGGAGUUUUAAUGAAAAAACGCUUGAAUUUAUUAAAAACAACUAUAAAAGCAAUCGAUCCUGAAUUAUCGACAAAAAUUGAAGAAUUUGACACAGGAAACAUGAUGUUUGCCUAUCGUUGGCUACUAUUAGAUUGUAAACGUGAAUUUCCAUUUAAAAAUAUAUUUUGUGUAUUCGAAACACUUUGGUCAUCAUUACCAUUACAUUGUUUUGAUUGUUCCAACACUGAUCUAGCUGCAAAUGACCUAUGUCCACACUAUUUGCUUUCAUCAUCAGUAUCUUCACAUGAAGAUAUGGUUUCAACGACUCUAAUAAACACUCAGUUUCGUACCAUUCCAUCCAUAUCAGUUACACUAUUUGAAUCACGUAGUCCAUCAUCUUCACCAACAAAACAGUUUCCUAUAACAACCAUACCUUUGUGUCACACAACAACAUCGUUCUUUCGUUCAAUCACAUUUCCACCAGCUAAAUCGACAUCGGUUACCACAUCUCGUUCAUCAAGUAUUUCACAUCCAAUAUUAUCGGAAAGUUCAUCGUCUCAAAAUCUUCAUUCACGAACGAGUGUCGAUUCGGGUCGUGGAGCAACAGAAGUUGAUGAAAUGCAAGGCGAUGACGAUGAACAACAACAAAUUGGAAUUCCUUUCAUUUCACCAUUAUCUAUUCCAUUAGGAAAAUGGUUGAUAAACUUUGUCAAUGACAUCGAUGAUGAUGAUCUCAAUUGUUCAAUGUUCACAAUUUUCCUCUGUGUCGCCAUUUUACUUCAACAUCGUCAAUCCAUAAUGCAAUUUAACGAUAAUCAUUUAAAUGAUGACUGUGAUUUUGUAUCAUGUUUUUUCACACGAAUGGUUCGCCAACACGAUUCACAUCGUGCUCUACAAACAGCAAGACAUUAUUUUAAACAAUACACAAUAUUUAAAUUGAGAUUAAAACAUUUAUUAUCAGCACAAACCAACUAA